Molecule: messenger RNA, 2283 nt
Organism: Fragaria vesca subsp. vesca
Lineage: Eukaryota; Viridiplantae; Streptophyta; Magnoliopsida; Rosales; Rosaceae
Product: scarecrow-like protein 33-like
Exons: 1
Coding region: 75-2057 (660 amino acids)
Biological process (GO): regulation of DNA-templated transcription
Cellular component (GO): nucleus
Molecular function (GO): sequence-specific DNA binding; DNA-binding transcription factor activity
Source: RefSeq, a predicted model, not a curated record
AACUCGCAUCAAAUUGCUUCUUCAUUUCACCCAACUGGAGUUGGGUUUCCUUCAAUUUUGUGAAUUUCAAAAUCAUGGAUUCACCUUUCUCUGAAUAUCCCAAUUUCAACGAUCAAACCCUUUUACUCGAUAUGUUGAACGAGUACCCAAGUGUUGACCUUUUUGAUGAUCUUAGCUUUUUGGACCCAAACCCCAUGAACUCUGCUCUGUCUUCGAGCUUUAGCCCUGUAGGAGAUGAUGGUGAGUUUUCUAACACUGUGCACAUAAAUCGGGUGCUUAUGGAGGAGGACAUGGAGCCAACACCAUGUCUGUUCCCUGAUCCUUUGGUUCUUCAACCCACUGAGGAGUCUCUUUAUGAGAUUACUGGAGCAGGGAAGUGCUCAACUUCCCUAGACCAAAACCCUCUUUGGGUUGAUCAAAAUGAGUAUGGAAAUGGAAAUGGGAUGGUGGGUUCUUACAGGAGUGAGCUUAUGGUUCCUGAUGAGGUUAGUACGAAGGAAUUGUUAGUGCAAUUUGACCGAGGGGCAGAGGACGGUAGUAAGUUUCUUCCUAGAGGUCAGUUGAUUACAGCGGAGGGCAACAAGCCGUAUACUGUGGCGAAUAGCAAGGCAGGAAAUGUGGUUGUUAGGACCCAGAAGAAUGGAAGUGAGCAUGUCCGUGUUGGUUCAAGAGGAAAGAAUAGUCAUCUGAGGGAGGAGAUAGAGUUGGAGGAUGGGAGGAAUAACAAGCAAUCUGUGGUUUAUGUGGAUGAUGAGGAGGGUGAGCUGUCUGAUAGUAUCGGCAAGGCGUUGCUCAGCGGUAAGGCUGUUGAAAGUAAAGAGGAUCAAGUCUGUCAGAAUGGAGCUAACAAUGGCCUGCAGCAGGAUGUGCUAGUCAGUCAGAAGGCUUGUGGCAUGAAACGAGGCAACAAGAAGGAAGUGAUAGAUUUGAGGCGUCUUCUGAUUUCAUGUGCAGAAGCUGUUGCUGUUGAUGAUCGAGGGACUGCUAGUGAGCUACUAAAGCAAAUUAGGCAGCACUCUUCCCCAUUUGGUGAUUAUACUCAGAGGUUGUCUCAUUGCUUUGCAAAUGCUCUUGAAGCGCGGUUGGCUGGCACUGGAAGUGAACUAUAUACUACUUUGGCUACUAAACGAGCAUCAGCUGCAGCUAUUUCGAAGUUUUACCGAGCUCAUAUUGCAGUCUGCCCGUUCAUGAAGAUGUGGAUGAUCUUUGCAAACCAAAUGAUUAUAAAAGCUGCUGAGAAAGCUGAAACACUUCAUAUAAUAGAUUUUGGUAUCCGGCAAGGUUUUCAAUGGCCAGCUCUCAUUCAUUGCCUCUCAAGAAGACCUGGUGGACCUCCCAAAUUACGCAUUACAGGGUUAGAGCUUACCUUGAGUGGUUGUCAUCCAGAAGAAACUGUCCAAGAGACAGGGCAUCGCUUGGCAAAUUAUUGUAAGCGAUUUAAUGUCCCUUUUGAGUACCAUGCCAUAGCCAAGAAGUGGGAAACUGUCCAACUUGAUGAAUUUAAAGUUCAAAGAAAUGAGGUGCUUGCUGUUAAUUGUCUCUGUCGAUUUAAGUACCUCCUUGAUGAGACAGUUAUGGUAAACAGUCCGAGGGAUACUGUUUUAAAUAUAAUUAGAAAGUUGAAUCCUGAUAUUUUUGUCCAAAGUGUUAUUAAUGGAUCCCAUGAUGCACCCUUCUUUGUUCCACGCUUCCGAGAGGCACUAUACCACUUCUCUGCAUUGUUUGAUGUGUUGGAUACUACUUUGCCUCGCGAAGAUCAGGUGAGAUUGGGGUUCGAAAAAGAGUUUAUUGGACGUGAAGUUCUGAAUAUAGUUGCUUGUGAGGGCAUUAAAAGAAUUGCGAGGCCUGAAACAUAUAAGCAGUGGCAGAUUCGAAACAUGAGGGCUGGUUUCAGACUGCUGCCAUUGGACUAUGAAGUUGUGAACAAAAUAAAGGAUAAGGUAAAAAUGGAGUACCACCCGAAUUUUGUGGUUAAUGAAGAUGGCCACUGGAUGCUGCAUGGUUGGAAGGGUAGAAUGAUGUUUGGUUCUGCCUGUUGGGCGCCAAGUACGACUUGAAAUGCUUGACUGUUAGAAUUUAUUAAAGACGUAGAUGGAAGGGAUCCUAAGUAAUUAGGAUUUGUAUUCUUGUUAUUCUGUUACUGCCUUUUCAUAUUAGGGUAAAUCUUAUCUUACCUUGUUUAGCACUAGAACACCUAGAAUUGUGGAUCUAUAGCAUAUCUAGAUGUGUAUAUAUUGUAACAGUCUGCUGAGAAAAUAAACAAGAAAACAAUUCUUCAUACCA